AGUUGAAUUGAAUUUUGUGGGCUGUGUUUUGAUUCUGUAGACCGUAUCCAAGAUUCUUAGCUUUGAUACUGUAUCCAGGUUCAGAAUGUGCAUUCAAGCAUGAUUUUAUAUAAUUAUACCCUAUUCUUGAAAUUGACAUAGAUUUAUGACAUAUUCUUUAGAACAGGUAACUUAAACCAUACCCUAUUCUUAAGAUUGAUAUAGAUUUAUGAUAUAUUCUUUAAAACAGGUAAAAACAGGUAACUUAGAAAUAACUGAUAAACAUGCGAAUGUUACUUAGCAUUGCUUAGAUAGACAAUUUGUGUUAGAAUAGGUGUGGGAUAUGCUAAUGGUUGUCAGGAAUUGUAAUGCAUAUGUAUGUGAUCAAAUUGUAUAAAUAUGGUGUAGUCUGAAUCAGAAGCUGAAGCCAGCUUUGGGUGCGAACCCCUGGUUUCCCAGCGCUGAAAUAAAGCACCGCAUAUAACUGCACCUGUGGUUAUGUGUCUUGAAUGCUAACAUUUUUGGCGACCCAGAUGGGACCUCGCGAGCAUUGCUGAGGCGGAUCGCGUCUUGAUCCUGCUCCAGCUAGCACCGAGGUAUUCUUGGGGAGCGCAUCGGACGCGACCGACCCUCUGCUGCUCACGACGGACCUCUGACUGGUAAGAAGGUGCUUUAUCUGGAUUGUUGGGUACCCACUUGGUCUGGUUCUGGUCUGGUAGCCUGCUGGUCAGGCAUCUGGUAGCCUGCCGGUCAGACGCGGCGAAAGCCACGCUCGGUUGGGCAGGGAGCUCCCGUGGUAUUGCCUAGGCAGCCGUCCGUCAGACAGAGGGAAACCUCUGCAGGUUCGGCAUCUGGUCUGGUUAUUUGUGCCGCAGGUUCGGCACCUGGUCUGGUUAUUUGUGCGCACCUGGUCUGGUUAUUUGUGCGCACCUGGUCUGGUUAUUUGUGCUGCUCAGCACCUGGUCCAUGGUUCCUGUGAUUUAGUCUGUACUUGCUGUUGAAAUCGGUGAUCUGAUCCGUGUUUACUGUUGUUCUAGUGAAGUUAUCUGUGUUAUCUUUCUGUGUUGAUAUGUCUGAUUCAAAAGUGUCGCCGUUGAAUUGUUUAUUGAAGUAUUGGAAAGAGGCUGGGUUUGGACAGUCUAUGCAUAAAAAGAAGUUAAUUGAGUAUUGCACUCAUUGGUGGCCUGAGUAUAAAUUACCAAAUGAAGUACAGUGGCCGCCGGAGGGCACUUUGAACCAUGAAAUUAUUGCUGAAUUAAUGAGGUUUUGUCAGAGAGAGGGCAAAUGGGAUGAAGUUCCAUACGUUGAUCUCUUCUUCUAUCUCGAGCGAAAACAUGAUUGGAGAGAGAGCUGUGGGUUAAUGUUGGUGCAAGGUAGCAGCAAUAAUAAGUGCGUGGGAUGCACAACGGAAAAGAAAUGCAUGACGUGUUUGGCUGUAGAAAACAGCAGUGGUAAUGAUUCAAAGACGGAUUUACUGUGUUUUGAUGUUGCGCCUUCUGAGGAAGGGGUACCAAUUAGACCCUCCGCGCCUGUCCUUCCCGUCGAUAGUGAUGACGAAUCAAGUGAUGAAAGGGGGGCUAUAGCCGGUGUAAAAGGAAUAACCGCAACUCCAAUAUCUCACCGAACUAGAAACAGAGAAAAGGAAAAGGAAGCACAAAGGGGGGGAGGUUUAUCGAAUGUGAUAGCACCCCUGCGGCAGGCGGUAGGUGUUGGGGGGGAACCGGUCUAUGUAAAAGUUCCAUUUUCGCCGGGGGAUUUAGUGAUCUGGAAGCAGUCAGCUGGUCCUUAUAGGGAAAACCCAGAUAAGGUUGCAAAAGUGAUUAAGAUGAUAAUUAAGACGCAGAAUCCUGAUUGGGAUGAUUUACAAGUCAUUCUAGAUACAUUAAUGGAUUCUACAGAAAAGGAUAUGGUUAUACGGGCUGCAAGGGAUAAGGUGAAAGAAGAUAUCCGGAAUGGGAGAGUAGAGGGGAAUGUUGAUGAGAAUUUUCCAAAGGAGGAUCCCCGAUGGAAUUAUAAUACAGGAGGCGGGUUAUGUCAUCUCCGGAGGUAUCAAGAUUGGUUAUUGAUCGGUGUUCAAACUGCUAUGCCGAAGCAAAUGAAUUGGUCAAAAUUGUAUAAUGUAAGGCAGGAAAGGAAUGAGUCUCCCUCAGCCUUUUUAGAAAGAUUAAAAGAAGCUGCCAAAAGAUAUACGGAUUUAGACGUAGAAACGGAACAAGCAAAAAUUCAGUUGGCUCUAAUUUUCUUAGGGCAAUCUCAAGAUGAUAUUCGAAAGAAGCUGCAGAAAUUAGAGGGUGCACAAUUAAGGGAUCUGGACGUAAUGUUGGAAACAGCUUGGAAAGUUUAUAAUAAUAGAGAAAAAGAACAAUCGAGACGCCACCAGCAAAAUUUGUUGGCUUUGAUCCAGGGACAAGGCAGGGGAAUAGGGGUCCGGGGUAGGGGAGCUGGAAAUAGUCGAGGAGGUGGUCGGGGACGUGGUUCGUGGAGUGCCCAAGGAACUCCCCUGAGACCCCUCAUGAGGCUUGGCAUAAAUCAAUGUGCUUAUUGUAAGCAAGAAGGACACUGGAAAAAUGAAUGCCCGGCUAGGAGCCCUGUGGGUCAGAUGUCCAAUGCGACGGGAAAUGCGGUACAGACUAUGGUGUUAGGGGAAUACAGUAACAACAGCUGACUAUAUGAAGGCACGGAAGUGAAAACCCAGAAUAAGGAGCCCUUAGUGACAAUACAAGUGGGAGACCGGGAUGUAAGAUUUUUAGUAGAUACGGGGGCUACUUACUCUGUAUUAAAUUCCUUACAGGGGGCAGUGGGUCACAGAGCUACAACAAUUGUUGGUGCCACAGGGAAGGAGGAAGUACGGCCAUUCCUGCAACCUUUGGAUUUGUGUUUUGGAGAAAAGGAGCUAACCCACGAGUUCUUAUAUGUUCCAGAUUGUCCAGUUUCUCUUUUAGGACGAGAUUUGCUGACCAAAUUAGAUGCCACAAUAACAUUUGAGGAUGGAAAUUUGGUAAUGAAAGUUCCAGAGUCAAAGGUAGGACAAAUUUUACUAUUAAAGGAAAAUCCAAUUGUGAAAAUACCACAGGCAAUAGAGGAUGCAGUGAUUCCCACGGUAUGGGAAACUGAUAUACCUGGGAAGUCAAAGGCAGCUAAACCUGUGAAAGUAGCGCUGAAGGAAGGUGCUGAACCGGUACGAUUAAGACAGUACCCAUUGAAAUUGGAAGCCAGAUUAGGAAUAGUAUCUUUAAUUGAGAAGUUUUUGAAAUAUGGAAUUCUAGAGGAAUGUGAAUCAGAAUAUAAUACUCCAAUUUUUCCAGUAAAGAAACCUGAUGGUAGCUAUCGACUAGUCCAAGACCUACGAGCAAUAAACCAGAUCACUAAGGACAUACAUCCAGUAGUUGCAAAUCCGUAUACCUUGUUAACAUCUGUGAAAGAGAAAUAUAAAUGGUUUACAGUACUUGAUUUAAAAGAUGCCUUCUUCUGCAUACCCCUUGACCAGGAAAGCAAAAAGCUAUUCGCUUUCGAAUGGGAGAACCCACACAACGGGAGAAAAGCCCAAUUAACCUGGACACGCCUUCCACAAGGAUUUAAGAAUAGUCCAACUAUCUUCGGAAAUCAACUAGCCAAAGAACUUGAGGAGUGGACUACGAGAGGCUAUAUCAGAAUUCCUCGACAAUGGUAUUUGUUGCUGCAAUAUGUGGAUGAUAUUCUGAUUGCUGCUGAGACCCAAGAACUUUGCAUACAGGUAACAAUUGGAAUAUUGAAUCAAUUAGGAAUGAAUGGAUAUAAAGUAUCAAAAAAUAAAGCUCAGAUUGCAUCCACAACUGUGAUCUAUCUAGGAUGCGAGCUUUCUCAAGGACAGCGAAGACUAGGUAUAAACCGUGUACAUGCUAUCUGUGCGAUCUCAGAACCGCGUAACUUACAUGAAUUAAGAUCUUUUCUAGGAAUGGCAGGAUGGUGCAGGCUCUGGAUCAUGGACUAUGGACUUAUUGCCAAACCUUUAUACGAGGCACAGAAAAAUAAGACCUUGGUGUGGGAAAGACCACAACGAGAAGCUUUUCGGAAAUUGAAACAGGCUUUAAUGCAAGCGCCUGCUUUGGGCCUACCUGAUCUGAGUAAAGACUUCCAGUUAUUUGUACAUGAACGACAGAGACUUGCUCUAGGGGUAUUAACCCAACGGCUGGGAUCUUGGAAAAGGCCCGUAGGUUAUUUCUCUAAACAACUUGACCCGGUAAGUGCUGGAUGGCCGGCGUGCUUGCGGGCGGUGGCUGCUACCGUGAUAUUAAUUCAGGAAGUCCGGAAACUGACUAUGGGGAAAAAGAUUGAAGUGUUUGUAUCCCACAUGGUGACUACUGUAUUAGAACAAAAGGGGGGCCAUUGGCUUUCCCCAAGUAGAAUGAUGAAAUAUCAGGCAAUUUUAACAGAGCAGGAUGAUAUUAUCCUAAAAACAACUAACCUAAUGAAUCCAGCUGUGUUUUUAAGCGCAGAGACUGAAGAAGAAAAUCUGGAACAUGAUUGUGUGGAGGUCAUUGAAUAUACCCACGCAAGUCGACCUGACCUGAAAGAUACCCCGUUGGAGAAGACGGAUUGGGAGCUUUUUACUGACGGCAGUAGUUUUGUGGAAAGAGGAGUGCGGUAUGCAGGAUACGCGAUUACUACUGCCAAAACAGUAAUUGAAGCUAAAUCCCUACCACCAAACACAUCAGCACAGAAAGCUGAGUUGAUAGCCCUAACUAGGGCAUUAGAGCUCAGUGAGGACAAAAGGGUCAAUAUUUGGACUGACUCAAAAUAUGCAUUCGGGGUUGUUCAUGUACAUGGAGCUCUUUGGAAAGAGCGUGGACUACUCUCCUCCCAAGGAACAAACAUCAAGUACCAAAAAGAAAUAUUGAACUUGAUUAAUGCUGUUCAAAAGCCAUCACUGGUUGCCAUCAUGCACUGUAAAGCUCAUCAGAGUGGGACAUCAACAAUUAUUGAAGGAAACCGACUUGCCGAUCAAACAGCCCGAUCAGUGGCACGACGAGUCUGGAUGAUGGUGGGUCUAGUCUCCCAAAAGGUAAGAGCAAUUGAUUUAUUACCUACACCUUCAGAGGCACCUGAAUAUUCUACAGAAGAUGAGAAAUUGGCAAGACUAGUAAAAGCCGUCAAGGACAAUUCUGGAUGGUAUGUAACCACCAACGGACAAAUUGUGGUCCCGAUCACAAUUAUGAGAGGGAUACUUCAGGCGGAGCACCAGAAGUGUCAUUGGGGUGCAGAAGCAUUGGUAACUUAUCUAAGAAAACAAAUUAUCUCCGUCCAGAUGUUAACAAUGGCAAAAUCUAUCACAGCUAAGUGUGAAAUUUGCUUGAGAAAUAAUCCUUUAGUUCGAAGAAAAGUAGAUAUGGGAAAAAUUAGGACAGGUGUACAACCAGGGGAUUGUUGGCAGAUAGAUUAUGUGGAACUCCCCAAAACUCGAGGAUUUAGAUAUCUGCUAGUUGGGGUAUGCACCUUUUCAGGAUGGCCAGAAGCCUUCCCUUGUCGCACCAACCAGGCACAAGAAACUGUAAAAUGGUUACUGAAGGAAAUAAUUCCUAGAUUUGGAGUACCAUUGGGAAUAUCAUCUGAUAGGGGACCGCAUUUUAUUGCUCAAGUGGUAAAGGAAGUCAGUAGAUGUUUGGGAAUUAAAUGGGAAUUACAUACCCCAUGGAGACCCCAGUCUAGUGGCCAGGUGGAGAAAAUGAAUCAGACGUUAAAACGACAACUUAGCAAAAUUUGCCAGGAAGCAAAAAUUCAGUGGCCCCAGGCCUUACCAAUAGCGUUAUUGCGAAUUAGGAUUAAACCUAGGAGUGGAAUGUCCGUAAGCCCAUACGAAAUUCUGUAUGGCAGACCAUAUGAAGCACCUGAUCCGAAUCCAAGUGUACAUGUAAAAGGUAAUCAGGAUGUGUACAAUUAUGUGUUGUCUCUCGGCAGGACAUUGAAUCGACUCAGAUCUGUACUAGUGUGGAAUCGCCCACUAGCACUUGAGAAUCCGGUACAUGAUAUAGAACCUGGAGACACAGUGUAUAUAAAGACGUGGAGAGAAGAUCCUUUAAAAGAACGUUGGGACGGACCUUAUCAAGUACUUUUAACUACAUUUACCGCAAUCAAGGUUGCUGAAAUAGACUCCUGGAUACAUUACACCCGAGUGAAGAAAGUCCCAAAACUGUGGCAAUCACGAUUAGUGGGUCCAACCACACUUAAAAUCACAAAGCAGGAUGUCUAACUCUUGUUACCGUUUUGUUUUUGUAGUAGUUUAUGUACCCAGACUGUAUGCCACACUGAUUUGCAAAGUCACUGGAGAACAAUUAUGUAAAACACGAAGGGCUGUAGGAGAUAGUGACGAUACUCAAAUGCCACAAGUAGUACAGAGUGUACAGAAUCAGGCAGAGAAUCUGAUGAUAGGACUAAUUCGAGAUUUUGCACAAACCCAAAAUGUCAGUAGCAUCACUGCUUGUCUUCCCAUCCCGAAAUCAGCCGAAGACCCAGUACAGUGGGGAAUAAUAUCUACGACCUUACCAGAAGUAAAUAAGACUGGUAAGAUAGUGUGUGAGUCCCAUACUAAAAUAGAGCAAGUACCAAUCGAACAGCAGACAAAAGAGCUUGUUAAGAAUGCCAUGAUAAAGAGAGGUGACUGCUUGAAGUUGCCAGGAGCAACAUUUGUAAAGAUAGGACGAUUUCAUAAUAUUGGGUAUUGCACGUAUGAAAAGUGGACCACCAAAACAGUAUAUGAAAAGGUUGAGCGAGCCUAUUGGGAAUGUAAAGAUCAGGAUAAUCAGAACAUAACUGAAUCAUGGGACAACAUGUGGACGUUGAGUAUAGUACAGCAAUAUCAAUAUAGCGAAGCAUUUCCAUGGUGUAUACGAUGGACCAAUGUAACAAGAGGAGUAACAGUACCAUGGUGGAAUUGCUCUCAAGUAAUGACCUGCCAGACAGAUGUGAAAGAAAUACCUCUGUCCAUCAUUAAAGUUGCAGUAAUCGCAGGUUGCAUUUGCCAGAAACAAUUGGAUGCAAAGGAAGCAGUCAAAAUAGGCAUUGAAGGAGAUAAGAUAGAUUGUAGAGGAACUAUAGGUAGUGUGGGACAUUUGGUUUGGGCCUUAAGUGAUGGAACUUGGACAACACAUUUGCCGAUAGCAGGACCUGUAAGGGAGGCUACUUUGGGGUUACCAACCCUAUGUCCCAUUUGGAAGAGGUCACCCCUGAAGAACAGGCAGGAACUCCUAGAAGUUAGGCACAAGCGAGAGAUAGAUGAAGAUGAUGUGUGGCACGAGCCAUCAGGUAGUGUUAAAUUCGGCUGGGCAUUAGAAUCUUUCUUUGCACCAAUCGCAGCCUAUAGAAACAGAGAAAUGAUUGACAGAUUAAUUGGACAGAUGGAUCGAUUGGCAAGGGUAACCAAAAAGGGUUUUCGAGAAUUCAAUAUACAAUUGCAAGCUACGACCAAAAUGACUUUGCAGAACAGAAUGGCACUUGACAUAAUGUUGCUAAAAGAAAAUGGGGUUUGUGGAUAUUUAAAAGAUAGGGUUGAUCAUUGCUGCAUUCAUAUCCCAAACGUAACCUCUGAAGUGGAAAAAGAUAUUUCCCAAUUAACCCAAACAGAAAAAGAACUGCAAGCGGAAAAACAAGAUGUAGAGCAGAGCUGGGUUGGGGCCUUGCUAGGCAAAUUGAACCUGAACCUGGGAGGAUGGGUACAUUCGUUAUUGGAGAGUUUAUUUUUGCUUGCCAUUAUAGCUGCUCUUUUCUUUUUGCUCUAUGCUUGUAUUAAGCAUCAAAUAAGUCAAUCAAAGGCAAGGAACGACCGCAUCUUUACUGUCCUUAGCAGAUCUACUUUUGACAACCCUCCAGCUUAUAAGGAAAAUAUAAUGUAGUGAAAAUGCAUUGUCUAGGAAUAGAAAAGCAUUUUCAAAGGGGGGAAAUGUUAUAGUUGAAUUGAAUUUUGUGGGCUGUGUUUUGAUUCUGUAGACCGUAUCCAAGAUUCUUAGCUUUGAUACUGUAUCCAGGUUCAGAAUGUGCAUUCAAGCAUGAUUUUAUAUAAUUAUACCCUAUUCUUGAAAUUGACAUAGAUUUAUGACAUAUUCUUUAGAACAGGUAACUUAAACCAUACCCUAUUCUUAAGAUUGAUAUAGAUUUAUGAUAUAUUCUUUAAAACAGGUAAAAACAGGUAACUUAGAAAUAACUGAUAAACAUGCGAAUGUUACUUAGCAUUGCUUAGAUAGACAAUUUGUGUUAGAAUAGGUGUGGGAUAUGCUAAUGGUUGUCAGGAAUUGUAAUGCAUAUGUAUGUGAUCAAAUUGUAUAAAUAUGGUGUAGUCUGAAUCAGAAGCUGAAGCCAGCUUUGGGUGCGAACCCCUGGUUUCCCAGCGCUGAAAUAAAGCACCGCAUAUAACUGCA
This is a messenger RNA of Columba livia (rock pigeon), 8366 nucleotides long. RefSeq names its product protein NYNRIN-like. NCBI's taxonomy places the organism in Eukaryota, Metazoa, Chordata, Aves, Columbiformes, Columbidae. The transcript has a single exon. Gene Ontology annotation, molecular function: nucleic acid binding; RNA-DNA hybrid ribonuclease activity. Gene Ontology annotation, biological process: DNA integration. The record is from RefSeq and is a predicted model, not a curated record. The coding region runs from base 2981 to 6205 and encodes 1074 amino acids.